CGCAUUUUCAGCAUAUAGACAUUGCGUGCACAUUAAGCGGUGUGUUUCGGGUAGCCAUUUUUGUGAAGUAAUUGUGUAAACACGUCGUAAACUAAGCUAUAUUACGCACAGUUAUGUCUGGCGUGCAAACAGCAGAUAAUGACGCAUGGGCUUUAUUAUCCCUUAACUCAGCACCAUCUAGCCCCUCUAAAGUUUUAUGGAGCCCGGAACCUAAUGCUGCCGCUAUUGCCAGGUUAGAAGGCAGGGAAUUUGAGUAUAUGAUUAGACAGAACCGAAUCAGUAUAGGUCGAAAUAGUAGCCGAGGUGAAGUGGAUGUGAAUAUGGGACAUUCCAGUUUUAUAUCCAGAAAACAUCUGGAAAUAUAUUUUGAGAGCCCAAACUUUUACAUGAUUUGUAACGGCAAAAACGGGGUUUUUGUUGAUGGAGUUUUCCAACGGAAAGGAGCUCCUCCACUGCAGUUGCCAAGAACAUGUAUAUUUAGGUUUCCUAGUACAAAUAUCAAAAUAGUAUUUCAGUCACUUAUUGAUGAAAGCAGUCCUCCAAGUAGAUCCCUUCCUGAGUUAAUGCCACACAAGCCUAUGGCACCUUUACGGAUAAAUAUACCAGACUCAGAAACCCAUUUCAUAAGUCCUGCACCUUCUCCUACAGGUACUAUAAGUGCUGCCAAUUCUUGUCCUGCAAGUCCUCGUGGAGGAUUGAGCAAACGAAAUAUUGCAAGUGAACUUCAGAUGGUGGCAGCGUAUGCUGCAGCGGCUGCUACCUCUAACAGUAGUAAAGUAGACCAGAAACUUCAGUUUGCCAACAACAGUGAUGGACAGCCUCCUCCAAACAGUAAUGGAGCGGGGUCAAAAGAUGAAAAACCACCUUAUUCAUAUGCUCAGCUUAUUGUACAAGCUAUAUCAUCAGUGCCAGAUAGGCAGUUAACUCUCAGUGGAAUUUAUUCAUAUAUUACAAAAAACUAUCCAUUUUACAGGACUGCUGAUCGAAGUUGGCAGAACUCCAUCCGUCACAAUUUAUCUCUUAAUCGUUACUUUGUGAAAGUGCCAAGAUCACAGGAAGAACCUGGUAAAGGCUCUUUCUGGAAAAUAGAUCCUCAGUCAGAAGCGAAAUUAGUCGAACAAGCAUUUAGGAAACGACGGCAGCGUGGAGUUCCAUGCUUUCGACCACCAUAUGGAGGCCUGUCAUCUCGAUCUGCACCAGCAUCUCCUAGCCAUAGUGGUAUGAGUGGGUUAGUUACACCAGAUUCUCUUUCUCGGGAGCCUAGCCCUGUUCCAGAAAUUAAUCCUCAAGAAUCUGAUGGCAACCAGUCUUACUCUUCAAAUCUUCCUCAUUUUUCAACACCAGCAUCUUAUCUUCCAGUGCCUGGCAGUGAAUCAAAACCCUGUUUCUCUAAUCCUGGAUCCCCUCGUGGUUACAUGAACAACUCAACACCACAGAACAUAAGUAGCAGCCUUCAGCCAUCUGCUCAUUAUAUUAAACCAAGGGUAUAUAUACCUGUACAGCCACAAAACAUGGUUAGCAAUGGAUUACUGGAUAAUGGAAUACAUGAUGAAUUUCAGCAUGGCUCUGAGAAACUGUAUGGACAGUUAAUGUAUCCCCAGAGAAAUAAUGAUUUACAGCCAAUCGAUGGAACUUCCAGGCUACCUCAGCAGCCUUCAGUUAUCAUGCAAGCUCCGUCAUCACUGACUGCCAGUUCCUAUGGUCCCCAACCUUGCACAGUGUCCAUAUCCACAAGUGCUGCAUCCAUUGAGUGUCCAUUUUCAACAAAUUCUUCUGAGCAAUUGCUCAAAGGUGCAGAUUCUGAACAGAUGAGGUUGUCAGUGUCCGAAAAAUGUUAGUGCCAGACUGGAAUGAAAAUUUUAAUCGGGGAUGAGAUUGUUAUUUAGAAAAGUUAUUUGCCAGAAUGCACAUAUGUUUCUGGCAUGACCUUUUGCUUUCAUUCCACAUGUAACCUAAAAUAACGUAAAACCUAGAGGGAAAGUAAAACAUUUUGGAGUUCUCUAGACUUUUUAAAAAUAUCCUUUUUUUUUUUUUUUUUUUUUUUUUUAACAUUUAUUUAUAAUUACCUGGCUGAAGUGAAAAGAUUUUUAAGUUAUCAAAUUAGAGUGUUGUUUAAGAUGGUAUGAUACCUAAUAAUGGUUAUUUGAAUCACUAUAGUGUAUCCAAAUUGCCUUAUUGCGUUAUGUUACUGUAAAAUGUAAGCAAAAGGUUGUACGGCUACAUUUCAGCAUUUCCUUGAUCAAAGUGCUUUGAUAUAAUAUUUUGAAUGUCUCUUCCUCUCAUUUGUUGGAGAGUAUUAUUGUCCUUAAAACAAAUGAGCUUUGCAAUAUUUUCCCUGUUCCCAACAUUUUCAUUCUAGAUUUGUGUUUAAUUUUUGGGGGUGCGGAUUCUUAACCACAUAUCUUUUUAAGUACAUAUUCUCCUUCGUAUCUUUAUUUUCAUCAUGUUCUGUGAAUAUGAUAAAAUUAUUCUUCACAUUAGGUUGAAAUGUGGCAUAAUUAUUAUUUAAAGUUAAGAUUAAAUAUAUACAAUUGGAAAGUAUAAAACUUGCUUCUUUCGUGAAGCAUUAAAUUUGAUGAAUGCAGGGAUGCAUAAAUGAUAAUUUUUAAUAAAUUUAAGUGUCAGAAGUGUUUUAUUAACUUGUUUUUAGUAAUAAUAUUUUUCAGCUCUAACAGAACAUUUUGUGGCUAGAUGAAAGCUGAGUUGACUGUAUGCCGUGGAAUUUUCCUGUGGAACAUUAAAUUAUUUUUUACACAAUGUUGACUAAGAUAUUUAAAAGUGAAUUAAGGAACUUUACAAAUAUUUUCUUCAUCUUCUGAAGAUACCCUUUCUAAUGUAUAAUUAUGGUAUUUUCUUCAAAAAAAUGGGAGAAUAAUAAACAUAAAAUUCAUAAGGUACAUGAGAAUUUUACACCUAGAAGAAAUGUUACAUUUUUUAUGCAUAUAUUUUUAAAAUUAUUUAUUGCAUUUAAUUUUGUAAUGAUUGUUUUGAAAAUAUGUUUUCAGUGAAAAGGUAAUACUAAACAAAGAUAUGUUUUCACUGAAAAAGUAAUACUAAACAUUAUUAUUCCCCCUCCUGAUAUUAAGCAUAUAUUAGAAUUUUCUUUUCAGACACUGUAGUUCAAGCAUAAAUUUUAUAGCUACAUACUUUACACAACAUAUAACAAUAACUUGCCCUUUUUUUCCCCCUGGGGUAAUAUGUGUGCAUCCCUGCCAAAGUUAAAUUUUACAAUUCCAGUAUCAUUCAUAAGGUUCAUAUGCUUUUUUAAAGUGCUGAAAUUUUCAGCUUUUAAGAAUGAGUUUCGAUCACCUUCCUAAGCCAAAAUCAUCAAAGCCAAAGGUAACAUUUAGUAAUAGUCAUUUGAAAAUUUUUAUUUAGUCAUUGGUGUAGUCACUAGCUAUAUUUUUGUUUAAAGAAAACAACUGUAAAAAUCUCUAAUCAAGAAAUUUUCUGAAGAUAAUAUCAGCAUUGUUCUUUCUUUUUAAAAUAAUUAAAGCUGUUCUACACCAAAAUCAUCUAAUUUAACUUGCUGAUGCUCUAAAAUACCUGUGAUAUGUUUUAUUUGAAAAUGAAUAGCUUUAUGUAUAUACUACUCUAAAAGGGUAUUUAUAAAUAUUUCUGGAGAGAAAUUCAUGUGAAAGUUUUUGUGCUUCCACAGUUUGUUUUAUGCAGUCAAAAACUGGAAUUCUUUUAUAAGUUUACGAACUCUUACACUGAGCUAUACAAAAGACAAUUUAGUAUUUACUAAUAAUCUUACAAAACAAUAUGAUUAGGUAAAUUUUUUGUUAUUAUGAAAUAGGGUAUCUAAAUUAUUAAGCCAUAUACUUAAUAAGUAGGCAUAAGAACAUGUGGAUUUAAGGUAACAUAUUCGUUUUUAUACAGGACAUUCUUGUGUGAAUGAUCAAAUUUUUUAGACUCAUGUCGCAAAUGUUAAUAUUUAAAUAAUAUUGUGGAUUUGUUGUUAUCCUUCGCAUACAAGAAUUGUUAUUCAUGUGUUGUUCAGAGUACACAUAUUUCCAACAUUUUGUGUUGAGCUUUUCUCUGUUCCUUGCCCUUCCUCAUUUCAUACUGCAAAGAAAAUUUAAAUUUUUAAAAAGACAUGUAAACAUAUCAUCCCUAAUUAUUUUUUUCACAAGUUUGAAAGCUCUUUGCAUCAUUGGGCUUGUAUGUCAUGCUUGGGUUUUUGAUUUAUCAUUGAAAAGAUAAUGUAUGAUUCUGUCUUUGUACAAUUAUGAUAAAGGAAGAAAACAGCAUUUCACCUGAAAGUGGAUGUUGUCAAAAUUGUGAAAACGGAAAGAGACAGUUGAACUGGAGAAAAUGUAAUAAAACCCAAGAUGGCAUAAUAAAAGUAUCAAUUCUGUGUUCUAGCAGUUUUUUGUAUAAAAGAGAAAAAGAUAUAUGCUAUAAUCUACUUAUAUAGUCCCUUGCAGCUUUUGAAGCAGAUUAAUAUGGGAAAGCUAAUAAGUAUUAUUCAUUUUGAUAUGAGUUUUGAGUAUGUUUAACUAUGUAAUACAUAGGUUUUAAGUAGAAACUCAUUUCAGGAUGAUUAAUGCCUUUUUAAAAAUUGUGAAUUGUACAGAAAAGUUAUAGAUUAUAUUUUAUUGUAGAAUUCUUAUUCAUUGUUGACUUUUGUUUGUUAACUGGUGAGAACAUUGUAAUAUUGUUAUAUUUUGUUUAAUAUUAAAAUUUAAAUUUUUGUUGAAAUUUCCAUGUUUUAAUAUUGAAAAGACAUGUGCAUUUUGUUAAAAAGUCCAGAUUUUCUAUAAUAUAUAAGAAAUAAUGUAUGCAAGACAUCAGAAUCAUGAUAAAUUUGGAAUUCUAUCAAAUUAUACAUUUCUAUCAAUGUUUUUGCAGUAUAACACAAAUUUUAAAAAUCACAAUUUCCAAACAAUUUUUCUGAAUUGUAAGAAAUGCAACCAGUAAUUUAUAUAUUCUUGAAGAUGGCAUGUUAAGAUAUACAUUAAUAAGUUUUCUGUUUAUGGUAGAUGUUCAUUCAUUUUAUCGGUUAAGUAAUACCAGCUGACCAGUUUUUUACUUAAUUUUUUAAAUUUUGUUUGUAAUUUUUUUGUGUUUAUUUGGCUUAGUUGUGGUUUUAGUACUUAGGAGAAAAAUUUUUCAAAUUAAUAUCAUAUUGCACAUAAUAAAAUCUCUUGCAAAGUUUAAUAUAAACUUUUUUCUGCUGUAUGAAAUUGCAUUCCUUUUCAUUUAUUCAUUAUAUUCUUAUUUAUUAUAAAAAUUGUAUUUUUAAAAAUGUUCUGUGCUGAUCUUGAUUAACUUUCAGUGAUUAAGAAAAUAAAUUCUAUAAAAGUAAUUUAAAAAAAAUAAUUUAAAAAAAUUUUUUCAAUAUAAAGUGCUUAUGCAGCUCAAAUUAAGUAAUUUAAUUCUUACUGUCUCUUCCUAUUUCAUUUAAAGCAACCUGGAACAUCUGUCUAAACACAAAGCCUGUUCAGAAUUAAUUUGAAAAUGUGAACUCAACUGUUAACUCCAUUUAGAAUUAAUUUUUAGUAUAAUUUUCUAGUUCAGUACUUUCCUUUUUGAUUUCAUGAUAUAAAUUAAUUUUUAUGCUUUUUAUGGGGGGUUAACAUUAUCAUUACAUAAAUUCAGUUGGCAAAAAUGAAUACUAAUUCUAAAUAUGUGCUUCCAGUUACAAAAUUUCUCAAAACAAGAUAUAAAAUUUUAUGGGGACAGUUUCAAUAGAGUUAGAUUCUGAGUAAAAUAUAAUUUUUUAUGUGACCUUCAUAGAGCAAUAAUUUCAAUCAGUAAAAUACUCAUUAUAUUUUGAUUAGUUUUACAAAUGUAUAAGCAAACAGUAAAAUUAUAAAACAAAUUAAUUCCAUACUUUUAUGUGCAAUAUUAAGGAUAAAUUUAUUCACUUUGAUCAAUGAGUGAUUAUCAGAACAGUUUUGAAUGUAUUGCCAGUUGGAAUUUUGCUGAACAAAAGCCAUAAAAAAUUACGAUUUUAUAUUUAGGGUAUCUUUUUACUCAUAGUGUUAAAACUGUGCUCAUAAAAUUCUGUAUAUUACAUUGAGAAGUUGUGUAAAGGUAUGUUAACUUAGAUUCUCCAUAGAAAGUUCCAUCUCAUUCAGUAUUUUUAAUAAGAAAUAUCUUUUUCCAUUAACAAAUUUUAGUAUACAACAAAAAUGUUUUAAUGUCACUAUCUGGAAUGGCCACAAAAUAAAUUUUUUAUUUACCUAUGAAACUUCAUUUUUUAAUGUUUAAGAUAUUUCUGUUCCCACUUUUAGAAUGAAUUUAAAAAAUUAAUAAAAUCUAAAGGAGUUUUGAGAAGGUUAAUUUUUAAAUUAGUGAGUACAAUCUAAAUUGUGUAUAUGAUCUUGCAUGCAUUAUUACUGAACCCCAAUAAGGUUAAAUUAUUAUGUAGAUAUAUAAAACCAAAUUUCGAUAAUUGUGCAUCGAGCUUAUGUGCUGGGACUAUUUUUUUAUGAAAUGCCGUUUAAAUGAAAAAUGAAUCUUAACAUUUCAGCAAAAAUUAUCAAACUUUAUAAAGUAUUAGGAAAAAAUUUACAUUUCACGUUAAUGCUUCCAAUCACAUAUAGGGAUUACUGUUAUUUUGAGGCAGGAAUUUAAGCCCAAGACACGAGUUGAAAUUUCAGGAGGUGCAAACACUAAAUUUUCCAGGAGUAUGGAGAAAGUUGGGUGUUAUUGUUUUGAUGCCCAAUAGUCCCUUAUUAUUAUUAUAUUGAUCAGUAAUAUUUAAAUACAUGUGAAAACACAGUUGAAUAAGUAAUAUUUUGAUUUUAAGGACUUUUUUAAUUUACAUCAUUUCUAGAUACCUGAAAAAAUUAGCUUUAACUUUUCUGUAUAUGCAAAUAUAUAUUUUAUUCAGUAAGUAGGAAAAAAGACAGUUUUUUUACUAAGAACUUAUUGAUUUGAAUAGCUGAAGAAGAUUAAAACUGUAAAAUAAAUUUACAUCAAUGUCUGUUUACAUGACAUAUAUUUUUGUGUGUAUAGAUAAAAAAUUGAAUGUGUUCAUAAUUUUUGUUUAUAAUGUUUGUGCAUAAAAUAUUGACUUUCGUUAUUCAGGUUUCUAAAAUGGCAAAGAAUCUAACUUAUGAUUUAAAUAUUUGAGAUGAAUAUAAAUUUGUGCAUUAUUAUUUGAAGUUUUAUAGCCUCAAAAUUAUUUUUAAAAACUCAUAUGUGAUUGGAUACUUUAAAGUAACUUACUAGUCAUAUUACCCAGUGUAAAAUUACAAAUGAAUCAUGAAAUUUUAUUUCACAGCUAAAGAUAUAUUUGCUUUCAUAAUACAUAUGCUAUAUGUAUAAUUUAAAUAUAUAUAUUUGAAAAAAAUUGGUUAUGUACUAUUUUUCAUAUUAGUUUUAUAGCAUAAAGUAAUGUAUGCAAAGAAAUUAAGAAAAUGCUGACUGUAUAUCAUUUUUCUUUUUGAAGUUUACUUUAUCAUGCAGAGAAAUUAAAAAAAAAAAAAAAAAAAAAAGUUUCUUGUCAUUAUUGUUGACUGUGCCUAUAAUAGCAUUCCAUUUUUGUGUUCUGCAAAUAAUGAUAAAAAAGAAAGUCCCCCCUCUUAUUACAAAAUUUUAAAUUUCACUUGCCUCUGCACUGGAUUAAUAGUUAUAUGAAUGUUUUUUAUAUUUGGAAUAAAAUACAAUUGUCUGUAUUGGAGUUUGAAUUUUAAAAAUACAGACAAUAACUUCAUGUAUUCCAUGUUUAAUUGAAGUUUGCCAAAAAGUAAUAAAUGCUUAUUCACAUUCU
Molecule: messenger RNA, 7726 nt
Organism: Stegodyphus dumicola
Lineage: Eukaryota; Metazoa; Arthropoda; Arachnida; Araneae; Eresidae
Product: forkhead box protein K1-like
Biological process (GO): regulation of transcription by RNA polymerase II
Molecular function (GO): DNA-binding transcription factor activity, RNA polymerase II-specific; RNA polymerase II cis-regulatory region sequence-specific DNA binding; protein binding
Source: RefSeq, a predicted model, not a curated record